This is a messenger RNA of Uranotaenia lowii, 5122 nucleotides long. RefSeq names its product DNA-binding protein D-ETS-3 (gene Ets65A). Bases 2239 to 3060 code for a protein of 273 amino acids. The transcript has 7 exons. The record is from RefSeq and is a predicted model, not a curated record. Gene Ontology annotation, molecular function: sequence-specific DNA binding; DNA-binding transcription factor activity, RNA polymerase II-specific. NCBI's taxonomy places the organism in Eukaryota, Metazoa, Arthropoda, Insecta, Diptera, Culicidae. Gene Ontology annotation, cellular component: nucleus. Gene Ontology annotation, biological process: cell differentiation; regulation of transcription by RNA polymerase II.
CACUCACGCACACCAAUGCAUGCACUCGUGGAAGAAAUCGCAUUAUAGUCGGUCCUCAAUUAUCCUUGCUGCUGUAAAACAUUUCCCCCGAUGAUGAUGAUGGAAAAAAGAAAUUAAAGCUAAAGCGGAUAGUUUCUGUCGAUUCUCGGGGUUUCGGGGGUGUCGAUGUAUGUUGUUGUUUUUGUUUUCGGGUGCCGUGCUUUUCCGAGAUCCGAUUGUCGAUUAUAUGGCCACUGCCGCCAGCGUAGGGGAAACGGACGGCGGAUAAGGAUUUUUGUUUUAUCGCACGCAUUUAGUUGUCAUCGCGCGUUACGGCUCUUCACACAUAGAUUUAGCGAGCAGUCGGAUAUUCGGUUCCGCAAAAAGUUCGUCGCUUGCGUGUUGUUACUCAGCUGUAUUCCUUCUAGGAUUAGAACGUUUCGGAUGCAAAUAAUGGCAGUAGAAGAACACUAUUGUUUAGAAACAGCAGUCGUUACAUAACUUGAACUACAGAAAGUCCACCGCUGUUUCCCCGGAAAGAAUCAUAUAGCCGGAUGCGAUUUAAUAGUUUUUCAAUCACCGGAUAUAGCUCAAAAGUCGGAAUUCACGCUCAACUGGUUUUUAUGCAAAUGCAGAACUGAUAUCAGCCAUUGCAACCACUGACCGCCAACGGUAGAAAAAUAAUCCGUUGAAAAAAAAGGAAGACCUACAGAGGGAGACAUCCUAUCGCAGUAGCCUUUGUCCUCCGAUAUCUGUAUUGGUAGCGUUUCCUAUUGUGCAACCAGAAACAGCUGGUAUGUGGUGAAAAGAGCCGGAUGUACGUGUAGACGCGCUAUCAUUCCUGUGGCUACCAGUGAAUGUGUCUGUGUGGUCUCCGCCAUAUCUGACCAUCAACGAUCCCCACCGACCGCCCCUCAACUGUGCACUGCUGCUCAUUCACUCAGAACACAAACGCCAGAAAGCAAUCGCAACAGCCAGCGUGCGCCAUUGCAACAGGAUUCUAUAGCAGGCCCCAAAAGUCUCAGCCAACAUUGGCCACCGAAACCAGAAAAUCCCCCACCCAAUCCGGAACUAGACUACCCAAUACUAUCCCGGCGGCGGGACCCCAUCGUCGUUCGCCCGACCGAACAGAACUGAGAGCGUUCCUACAAACAGAGAGCGAGAUUCGUGCUGUGUGUGCGCGCCCACCUCGGUGUGGAUGAGUAACAGUGCCCGGAAAUAGAGGUGUCCGGUAACGUUAACCGGUUCCGAUCGUCACUUUUCCCGUUCCUUUUCCUUUCCGAUACACACACACUUUUCGUGACCUUUUUUUGUGCUGUACGCUGGCAGCCGCACGCCGCAUACAAUUGCAACAACUGUUACGGCUUCCAGACCGGGCCGGGACUUGUGGUCUAUUGUUUUCGGAACUAAGCUUACCAUCGCUGGAGGAGAAAAGUUCGGGCAGCCCUCUAAAUAAAUAAUUCCAUUCUUCUCGGUGGCCAACCGAAUUUGUGACGGCUCAAAGGACCAAACCAUGGACAAGCAAGUCCCAACCGAGACGAGGAAGCAUGUGAUUGUGUAGAGGAAUUUUUAUGUCCGCUAUCAACCGGUGUGCUAACAAUAUUGAGACCUUUGAGCACAAGAGCAACAGAAGGCACAAACGAGUGAAGAAAAAUCACCAGUAAAAUUGAUUGUGCUCCACGCGUUUUUUUUUGUCAACCAACCUUCCGCUACCAUUACCAUUGCCUUCGUCGUCCAUUUCGGGAAACAAAGUGGAACCGUUUCUUUGGACAUUCGACGAACGGAGCGCCAUUGAUGAAACCGGACGUGGCUGCGGAAAAGGAGUGAAUAAUUUCAAUUGUUUUUUUCCUUCUUUGCCCGGAAAGGAAACUCGCGCGCGCUUUCGGGUCAUCUACCGUAAUAUUGAUCGAUCAGGUCGUGGAAGUGAAAGUGAAACAAACCGGAAGUUCCGUGCCGGGGCAGUGCAUUCUGGUUGGUGGUGACAAAAACCGGGAAAAUUAAUAACGUGCAAUGUCCUGAAUCCGCCCGACGUGAACCUAAUACCUAGUGUCACACAUUUAGCCACAACGACGGAACAAAAUUUAGUGAACCUUUCAGAAACCGAUAUUUGUGAGUUGUGUUAGAAAAUAAUUUACAGAAAAAACCCACCAAACAAGAAAAAACGUAACGCUGUUCGAGGAAAAGCUGUUCAAAAUUCGUCUGAAAACUGGAAAACCACGGGAGGAGAGCACUCUUGUUGACGACACUUCCGGUAGAAUUAUGAUCGAUAUAAAAAGUUCGCCCGAUUAUCUCAAUCGGUCAUCCGGUGGUGGAUCAUCAUUUGGUAACUUUUCAAUGUUACUCGCUGAUUCAUCCUACAAAUCAUCAUGGGGUUCUCAUACUUCAUCGCAAAGUCAAGGCUACAGUUCAAAUGCCCUGAGCAGCAGCGUUAGCAUCGGAAAAACUUCACUAGAUGCUCAUUCGCCCUUUCGACAGCCAGAUCCAUAUCAAAUGUUUGGUCCCACCAGUAGUAGAUUAGCUAGCUCCGAUUUUGUUUUUAAAUUUUCAGGAUCAGGUCAAAUACAGCUGUGGCAGUUUCUGCUGGAGCUGCUGAGCGAUUCGGCCAAUGCCACCUGCAUCACCUGGGAGGGCACAAACGGCGAGUUCAAACUGACCGAUCCGGACGAGGUUGCGAGGCGCUGGGGCGAGCGGAAGUCCAAACCGAACAUGAACUACGACAAGCUGAGCCGGGCGCUGCGAUAUUACUACGAUAAGAACAUCAUGACCAAGGUGCACGGCAAACGGUACGCAUACAAAUUCGACUUCCAGGGUCUGGCAGCGGCAACGCAACCACAAACCGAUCCGACCUACAAGUACCAGAGCGAUCUGUUCAUGUCGCCGUACCACCACGGAGCCAAACUGAGCUCGUUCAUGAGCCCGCAUCACAGCAUGACGUCAUCUUCCGCCUCGAUCUUCCCAUCGGCUGCAUCCUGGGGCAACUGGGGCAGCCCGGCCACCAAUCUUUACCCAUCGCACACGAUGUCCCACGUGACGCCGUCGCAUGUGGCGCCUCACCUCGGAUCGUAUCCACACUACGCAUGACCAACACCCACGACGACGAGCUCGACGCAUCAUCAUCACCACUCGCAGGUCGACAACUUCGACAUCUACAAAAAGUUGACGCCGUACGAAUAAUAGCAAAUGAUGCAUCCGUACCCGCUGCAGCAGACGUCGAGCUCGCCGCCGCACCAGCAACAACCACCGCUGCUCUCAUCAGCACCCCAGCAGCCACAUCAAUCGCCACAAUCGCCGCCGCAGCAACAACUUUCAUCGACAUCUCACCAUCAUCAGCAUCCUCAUCUUAGACAACAACACCAUCAUCAUCAUCAUCAUCCGCUCACUGCUGAUGUCACCUCGGCAGUCAGUGAUCAGUUCUACAGACGAAAUCUAGAUAAAUGUAUUUUAGACCAUCUCAGCAAAUGUCUCAACUUUUAAGCAGUUUUUUCGAGAGAAAAAUAAGAACGAAAACAUGCACUCAAAGAUGAAGAAACAUAUUUUAAAUGAUAAGAUUAUACAAAAUAGCCGAUCAGUGCGGAUUUCCAAGUCAGUGUAUACUAGCAAUAUUUUUCGAUGUAACAUGAGCAGAAAUCUCACGACACUAUACAAAUGAAACAUAAACUAGUCUUCUGCAAAGAGAACAAAAAUACCAUAGAACAAAACGUCGUAGGUAAUAAAUGAUUACUAAUAUUUAAGGACAUAUUGAAAAAAAAACAAAAAUCCAACGUUUGUACAUAGUACCUACCAUAGAACUAUUCUAUUACGCGUCAGAUUCGUUUCCGUUUGUGAUAUAAAUGUAUGUAAAAAGUAAAUUGGCAAGUAUUAUCGAAAACAAACUAGUCUUCUCUAAUAUUCUCUAACGAUAUCCAAAGAACAGACAGUGCAAAAGUCAACUUUGAAGAAAGUAACAUAGGUAUGUAUUUAUUGUUUUUAUUUUCAACUUUUAUGACGAUUUUUUAACCGGCUUAUUUAUUCUAUUUAUGUUCUAACCUCACGAAGAAAAGCAAAUAUUCGUACAUACAAAGACUGUGAUAGUUAAUGACACUUGUUAAAAUUUUGUUCUCGCAACAGUUUUUACUCAAAUCGUCUACAACUAUUGAAUAAAAACUAUGUUUUACCACGAAAAGAAAAUCUUAAACAAAAACAAAAAGAUGAACAAAGAUCCAAAAGUGUUUAGCAUUAAGUGAACGAUUCUAGCUCUAAAGGUGUAAAUAGUUAUUUACAAAAUCUGAACAUACUCAAAACAUAGGUGUAGCAAAAAAUAAAUAACUUGAAAACUUGAAUCUUACUACAUAAGCUGAGAAAUAAAACCCAAGAGCAAUCUGCAUGGAUGUGUAAUGUCGUCGAUUCUUAAAUGUCUCAAAGAAGUAAAACCAUCGUAUAAAAGCGCGUGUAUGUAUCACUCGUUUCUGAGAAUCGUAACCAGUUCUCAGCGCACAAUGCACCCUUAAAACUUGUGUAAAUAAUCGUGUUACAGCAGCCCUUCCAUAGGCUCAGCAUUCAUGUAAACUAUUAGACUCUAUCUCGAAAAAAAAAACAUCACAACAACCUUAUCAGAUUGAAUGUGACUUAACAAAGUGUGAAGUUCGUACAAAGGAAAGCCGUACGUCGCAGUACUAAAUAUCAAAUAAAACGAGUGAAUUGACAAAAACAAAAAUACAACAAAAUCUAACUGGUCCCUUAGUAUUUGAGGAAAAGUAAAAUGAAACAAAAAAAUAAUAAAUAAACCCAAAUCCACACUAUAAAUCAAUGUCUAUUUUUGCCCAGUCUAACCGAAACGAUUAAAUAUGGCGCUUCGAUCUCGAGCAAAUAGUCUGGAAACGAUAGGAAGCUCCAAGAAAUGUAUCACAACUACAACAACAACAACAACAACAUCAAAACAGUAACAAGUAAAAAAGAAAUCAAAUAUGUAACAAAAUUAAUUAAUAUACAUAACAAUUCAUAAAUGUGUAAAUGGUGUGUGGCAAAACUACAAAAUAAAAAUUACAAUUGGAAUCGAUAACAGAAAAAAAUAUCCAAAUCUAAAUCAAUCUUCACUGUACAUGAAAAGUAUGGAUAUUUAUACCAAAACUGCUAAUAAAAUUCAUAUAAAUGUUUGAAAAAUAAA